AUGGAAAAUCAACUGGAAGGCGGAGAUACUGCAACAUCUCGCAAAAACGGUACAGAAGACGUAAAGAAAGCUCAAGAAAAACAGGAGGAUGAACUGAAGAAAAGCUCAAUGCAAAAGAAAAACCUAUCAGACCCACAUAUGACCAAGGCGUUCCUAAGAGACGUGUGCAAGAAGAACAACCUGUACUCCACACCUUGCCUGAAUGACGCACUGUAUCUGCAUUUCAAAGGUUUCUCCGUCAUCGAGAACCUGGAAGAGUACACAGGGCUGAAGUGUCUCUGGCUGGAAUGUAAUGGUCUGCAACGCAUUGAGAACCUGGACGCUCAGACUGAUCUACGCUGCUUGUUCCUCCAACAGAAUCUCAUUUAUAAGCUGGAGAACCUUGAAUCUCUGCGCAAGCUCUGCACCUUGAAUGUCUCGAACAACUACAUCCAUGUUAUAGAGAACAUCGCUGGCCUUCCUGAUCUGAGCACUCUGCAAAUUGCCCACAACAGGUUGGAGUCUGUGGGGGACAUAGAGCAUCUGAGACAGUGUCCUGCAAUUAAUGUGUUGGACUUGUCCUACAAUUUGCUCCAUGAUCCAGAGAUCCUCUCUGUGCUCGAGGCCAUGCCAGAACUGCGAGUGCUGAAUCUGAUGGGAAAUCAAAUGGUGAGAAGUAUCCCGAACUACAGAAAGACUGUGAUCGUACGCCUCAAGCAGCUCACUUUCCUCGACGAUCGCCCCGUGUUCCCCAAAGAUCGGGCGUGUGCAGAGGCGUGGGCCAGGGGAGGAGUGGAGGAGGAGUGCAAGGAGAGGAAGCAGUGGGAAACGAGGGAGAGGAAGAAAAUCCAGGACAGUUUGGAUGGAAUGGCUCUGAUCCGAAAAAAGGCUCAGGAGAGAAGGCGUUGGCGAGAGUUACAAGAAAAAGGUGAAACUGGACGUCCUGCAACCCCAGAGAUGCUUUGGAAAGAAGGCAGCAUCCAGAGUUUGACUUCCUCUCAAGACAAGGUCCAGGUGUUUGUGGAGGAUAGUCUGGGUGCACAUGAACAGGUCUCAGAGAGUCCACGAGAACAAGAGGCAGAUGAAAAUCAGGUAAACGGUGAAGAGAAGCUGCAGAGAAAAAACGAUGAGGGCCCAUCACUGAUGAAGGAAGUGACAGAAGAAGGAAAAGUGAACCUGGAGAAAUGUGUCCAAGAACAGCCCGUUGCAGUAGAGCAGACAACAGAGGAACAAAAUGGGGCAAUGAUAAAUAAAGAAAAGGAGCAGCCUACCUUCAUCAGAUCGCUCCUUCCUGCAGCAGAUGGGCUUGGAUCUGUACACGGUCCUGGACCUCUGGUGACCGAACUGGAGGAUGAAGAGCAGCUGGAAAACAUUCACCUCUCCAUGCACCGAUCACUGCGUAUCAGCGAUCUGCCCGAUUUGGAGGACGUGGAUGUGGAGUUCAGUUCUCCUCAGCAGGUGAUCACACCCAAAAUAGAAGUCGUAUCAGAAAGCAGUGAUGGAGAAGCAGCUGGGGCUCCGAGCGACGGCACCUCCACCGUUAAUCCAAGUGAAAACUUUUCAUCAGGUGGCUCCAAAUCUGCUAGGCUUUUUAGUAAUUCAUCACGGUUGUACCCAGAGGACACCAACAUCUCUCCAUACAUGUCAGCCUGA
Molecule: messenger RNA, 1632 nt
Organism: Nematolebias whitei (Rio pearlfish)
Lineage: Eukaryota; Metazoa; Chordata; Actinopteri; Cyprinodontiformes; Rivulidae
Gene: dnaaf1
Product: dynein axonemal assembly factor 1
Molecular function (GO): protein binding
Source: RefSeq, a predicted model, not a curated record